Ascochyta rabiei is the source of this 1701-nucleotide messenger RNA. RefSeq lists its product as uncharacterized. The record is from RefSeq and is a predicted model, not a curated record. Gene Ontology annotation, cellular component: chromosome; cytoplasm. Gene Ontology annotation, biological process: double-strand break repair via homologous recombination. The transcript has a single exon. NCBI's taxonomy places the organism in Eukaryota, Fungi, Ascomycota, Dothideomycetes, Pleosporales, Didymellaceae. The coding region runs from base 1 to 1701 and encodes 566 amino acids. Gene Ontology annotation, molecular function: 3'-5' DNA helicase activity; four-way junction helicase activity; nucleic acid binding.
AUGCUGGACGAUGCGCGCGCGCUGCAGUCGGGCCACACGCUGCAGACAGAGGAGAUGAACUACGGCCGCUCUAUGAAGGAGUCGCCCUUCCAGACCAUGGCAGAGCGUGAGAACUUUCGGCGAGUGAGCAUGGAUUGGCACCGCGUGCUGGAGUUUGCCUCUGCCUGGGAGGACGGCCGCAUGCACCCUGGGGUCCGAGCAGAGAUGCUCGCGCAGCAAGAGAAACAGGCGCUUCAGCGCUGGUCAGCACUUGCGGCAGCAGACCUUAAGCUUGAGUUUAGACGGCUUGUUGGACAACCAGACGCGGAGUAUCAGGGCAAGCAGGAGGAAUGCCUCCAGGCGAUUGUGCAGCGACAACUGCGCGUGCUAGCUGUAAUGGCUACAGGUACGGGCAAGAGUAUGCUGUUCAUGCUGCCCGCGUCCGUCUCGCCAGGCGGCGUUACUAUUGUUAUCGCGCCGCUCAACGCUCUGCGAGACAGUCUGCAGGACCGCUGCGAUCAGCUAGGCAUCCCCUGCGCGAAGUGGGACGGGAGGAGGCCGCCGUACUGGGCUCGCAUCGUGCUGGUGACGCCUGAGAGCGCAGUCACAAAGGCCUUUAGCCGGUUUAUCGACAAGAAGCGUAUAAUGCAACAGCUAGACCGCAUUGUAAUUGACAAGUGCCACGUGCUGCUGGAGUCGAACGCAACCUGGCGACCAGACGUCCUUAAGCUGACAGAGAUGACGGACAAGGGCACGCAGGUUAUCUACCUUACAGCGACCCUGCCGCCCACGCUGCAGCCUGCCUUCCUGCAGACCGCAGGGCUUAACCUAAAGACCUUGACCAUCUGCCGCAAUGAGCGCACCGCGCGAACGAACAUUGCUUACCAGGUGCUGGACUACGAGCGUGGCACGCUAGACAGCGUGCUCACUACGCUUAUUGCAGCAAAGAGGAAGAGAUACGGAACUGAAGCGCAGAUCCUUGUGUUUUGUACAAGCGUAGAGGAGACCAAGCGGUUAGCAAAGCUCCUCCAGUGCUCAGCGUACUACCGCGAGAUGGCUGCUGACAACGACAAGGCGCGUAUGGUCCGCAACUUCACAUCAGGGCUAGAGAAGCUAUGCACGGCCACCAGCAUGCUUAGUCUUGGCCUGGAUGCCCCAGGUGUCUGGGUUGUGAUCCACGUUUCUAUGUGUCGCCUGCUGCUCCAGUACGUUCAAGAGAGCGGUCGAGCUGGACGAACAGGUGCAAGCAGCGAGUCUAUUGUCCUAAGAGGGUGCUGGCAGGCUAGAGGGGGACACGUAGAGAAGUCGCUCGGCUAUAAGUUGGAACUGGCCGCCAAAGACUUCUUGUCUGCAGAAUUGUGCCGGAGAGUCGCUGUAGACAGGCAUAUGGACGGAAGGCAAGAUAGGCAGCAAUGCGAGGCAGGGGAGGCAAAGUGUGAUUUGUGCGAGCAGCUCCCACGCGGGGUGAAGCGAAAAGCUGCAGAGAAGGAGCAAGACGCACGAGGUCAGGUGUCAAUAACCGCUGCUGCGGCCGCAAAAGCGCGGCGCGAGGAACUCGAGGAGCUUGCAGCACUUGAGGAGCGGAAGAGUGAGAUCCAGCUGCAACGGAAGACAGAGCAAGCAGGCUACCAGCUGGAGCGACUCAGGCAGCAUCUUGAUCGCUGGAGCAAUGCAUGUGUCAUCUGCAUGGCCGCCCACGCCGAGUUAGCAGAUCACAGGUAG